ACUAUAAAGUUUCUCAUGGUUUUCAGAUUGGAGUAAUGGAUAUAUUAAAUUCUAAGAUUUUAAAUAUAGAUGGACGUUUGUAUAUAAGUUACCUUGAAGAGGAAGAUUUUGUAAUAGAUGAACCUAAUGAAGAACAAUUAUACGAGGAGGAAACAACUGAAGAUGAAACCCUCAACUAUGAAAAAACCAGCACUGGUUUCAAGGGAAGUAUUUCGUGUCCAAGUGCAUUAUAUAAAUAUGUUAUAGGCAGUCGUGGUGCAACAAAGCAAAAGAUUGAAUAUGAAACACAUUCAAAAGUCAUAAUCCCACAGCGUGGGCAAAGUGGUGACAUACUUGUGAAAGCAAAGUCAACAAAAGAUGUUGAAGCAGCCAUUACCAGGAUAGAACUUCUGAUUUCAGAAAAACGUUGGAAAGAACCAUUUGCACAUUUUGUCACAAUUCCUCUUAAUGAUGAUGUUCUUAAAGAAGGAUUAAAUAAGUUUAAAACUGAAGUGUUAAAAAAAUUUUCAGGCGAUGAAGGAGUAACGGAUAAAUUAUUUCCUACUUAUGGCAAAUUACAUUUGACGAUAACGACAUUAAUUCUUCUUGAUGAAUCCGAGUGCGAAAGGGCAGUUAAUGUUCUUCAAGAAAUCAAAACUAGUAAGAUUCUAAUAAACUGUGAUAGAAAAAGAAUUUGUGUGCAAGGUAUAGAAUAUAUGAAUGAUGAUCCACAAGCAAUAGAUGUUCUAUAUGCGAAAGUAUCAUGCCCCGAUGAUCCUAAUUUCUUGCAAGAAUUAGCAGAUCACAUUGUAUCAGAAUUUGAUAGUGCAGGACUUGCGAGAAAAGAACGGGGCCAUGUGAAAUUACAUGCUACUGUAAUGAAUACUUUGCGAACAAUAGACCGCCCGGACCCCAACCAAAAGAAUUUGAGGAACACGAACCAAAAAAGGAAAACCUUUGAUGGGAAGAAUAUCCUGAAGGAAUUUGAAGACUAUUACUUCGGAGAGUUCGAUCUGAGGGAAAUACAUAUUUCUAAAAGACACACUGUUGGUAAAGAUGGAUAUUAUGAAAGUCUUGAUAUUGUAGCAAUAUAAUGUUUAUGCAUACAAUCUUUUAAAAUAUUUCAUUGAUAGAAGACAAAAGUGUUCUGAAGUAUACUUAAUAACCGGCAACUACAUUUCAACAAGCUCAAGCUUUCUUUUCUAAUUAGGGAAUAGGUAAUUAUUACUUUGCAUACCAAACUGGGA
Messenger RNA from Styela clava, 1226 nucleotides. RefSeq names its product activating signal cointegrator 1 complex subunit 1-like. NCBI's taxonomy places the organism in Eukaryota, Metazoa, Chordata, Ascidiacea, Stolidobranchia, Styelidae. Gene Ontology annotation, biological process: DNA alkylation repair; regulation of DNA-templated transcription. The record is from RefSeq and is a predicted model, not a curated record. Gene Ontology annotation, cellular component: nucleus. Gene Ontology annotation, molecular function: RNA binding.